AUGUACACGGUGCAUCCGGAAUCCAUGAUUACGGAUAAACGCAAGAUUUGGCAACGCUUUCAAAGUAUAUCUAAGAGUGUAGAGAAUUUUUACAAUUAUCAGCCGACAUUUUGCAACUAUCACAAACGAUUGCUGGAAGAAUUAUGUGAGGAUAAUAUAUUCUAUGCAGAAUUGAGAACGCCACUGACACCGCUCUAUGGCGAUAACAAUCGCACAUUCAAUGCACUUGAAGUGGCCAGUGAAAUGGAGGCAAUCGUUGAGGGCUUCAAGGCGCGUCACCCCGAUUUUGUGGGACUCAAGGUUAUCUAUACAAAGCCCAAUGAGGCGUCUGUGGAUGAAAUGGCACAACACUUAAUAACUUUUAAGCAACUGCAUGAUGCCAAGCCAAAUUUUAUUAUUGGCUUUGAUUUGCUUGGGCAAGAAGAUGCCGGCGAUCCGCUGCACAAAUUCGUCAAUGAAUUAACAGAUAUGCCAUCAACUGCCAACUUUUUCUUUCACGCGGGCGAGACUAAUUGGUUUGGCAAAACCGAUUGGAAUCUCAUGGACGCACUACUGCUCAACACUAAACGCAUUGGCCAUGGUUAUGCACUGCCAAAGCACCCAAACAUUUGGUCAACCGUCAAGAAACGUAACAUUGCCAUCGAAGUUAGUCCGAUUUCAAAUCAGGUAAUGGGUCUUGUGUGGGAUUUGCGCAACCACCCGGCCACAUUUCUUAUAGCCGAAAACUUUCCGAUUGUCAUAACGGCCGAUUACCCGGGCAUGUGGAAUUCAAAAGGUUUGAGCUACGAUUUCUACUACACCUUCAUGGCGCUGGCGCCAGCUGAGGCGGAUUUGCGGUUUCUCAAACAGCUCGCUUUGAAUUCAAUAAAGUAUGCCAUCUUAACGUCUGAGGAGCGUCGCAAAAUUAAUCGCGUCUUCCAGAAGAAAUGGGAAGAAUUCAUUUAUAAUGUGAUUAACUUGAAAUUUUAAAUUAAUAUUUAUUAACUAAGUAGAUAAGUUAUAUUUAUCAAAGCAGUAUUUUAUUUAUAACUACAUAGAUAAUUAAGACGCCAGUUGAUUUAAUAAAAACCCUAAUAAUUUC
This is a messenger RNA of Rhagoletis zephyria (snowberry fruit fly), 1081 nucleotides long. RefSeq names its product Adenosine deaminase-related growth factor D (gene Adgf-D). Gene Ontology annotation, molecular function: adenosine deaminase activity. Gene Ontology annotation, biological process: inosine biosynthetic process; adenosine catabolic process. Lineage: Eukaryota; Metazoa; Arthropoda; Insecta; Diptera; Tephritidae. The record is from RefSeq and is a predicted model, not a curated record.